Molecule: messenger RNA, 2633 nt
Organism: Pteropus alecto (black flying fox)
Lineage: Eukaryota; Metazoa; Chordata; Mammalia; Chiroptera; Pteropodidae
Gene: ASIC3
Product: acid sensing ion channel subunit 3
Exons: 11
Coding region: 1-1689 (562 amino acids)
Biological process (GO): sodium ion transmembrane transport
Cellular component (GO): membrane
Source: RefSeq, a predicted model, not a curated record
AUGAAGCCCCUCUCAGGGGCGGAGGAGGCCCGGCGGCCGGCCUCGGACAUCCGUGUGUUCGCCAGCAGCUGCACACUGCACGGGCUGGGCCAUGUCUUCGGCCCGGGGCGCCUGACCCCUCGCCGGGGGCUGUGGGCCGUGGCCGUGCUCCUGUCCCUGGCUGCCUUCCUCUACCAGGUGGCGGAGAGGGUGCGCUACUACGGGGAAUUCCACCACGAGACGGCCCUGGACGAGGUCGAAAGCCACCAGCUCACCUUCCCGGCCGUCACCCUGUGCAACAUCAACCCGCUGCGCCGUUCACGCCUCACGCCCAACGACCUGCACUGGGCCGGGCCAGCGCUGCUGGGCCUGGAGCCCACCGAGCACACCGCCUUCCUGCGCGCCCUGGGCCGGCCGCCCGCGCCGCCCGGCUUCAUGCCCAGCCCCACCUUCGACACGGCCCGGCUCUAUGCCCGGGCCGGGCACGCCCUAGAGGACAUGCUGCUGGACUGCCGCUACCGUGGCCAACCGUGCGGGCCCGAGAACUUCACCACGACCCUCACCCGGAUGGGUCAGUGCUACACCUUCAACUCCGGUGCUGACGGGGCAGAGCCGCUCACCACUCCCAAGGGCGGCAUGGGCAACGGGCUGGAGGUCAUGCUGGACGUGCAGCAGGAUGAGUAUCUGCCCGUGUGGAAGGACAUGGAGGAGACCCUGUACGAGGCGGGGAUCCGAGUGCAGAUCCACAGCCAGGAGGAGCCGCCCGCCAUCGACCAGCUGGGCUUUGGGGCAGCCCCCGGGUACCAGACUUUCGUGUCCUGCCAGGAGCAGCAACUGAGCUUCCUGCCACCGCCCUGGGGCGACUGCAGCUCAUCAUCUCUGGAUCCCGACUUUGAGCCAGAACCCUCUGGUCCCCUGGAUCCCCGCAGCCCCAGCCCAGGCCCUACCCCUCCCUAUACUCUAAUGGGGUGUCGCCUGGCCUGUGAGACACGCUAUGUGGUUCGGAAAUGCGGUUGCCGAAUGAUGCAUAUGCCUGGCAGUUCGCCGGUGUGCAGCCCCCAGCAAUACAAAGACUGCGCCAACCCGGCACUGGACGCCAUGCUGCGGAAGGACACGUGCACCUGCUCCAACCCUUGCGCAAGCACGCGCUACGCCAAGGAGCUCUCCAUGGUGCGCAUGCCGAGUCGCUCUGCCACCCGCUACCUGGCCCGGAAAUACAACCGCAGCGAGGCCUACAUCUUGGAGAACGUGCUGGUGCUGGACGUCUUCUUUGAGGCCCUCAACUACGAGACGGUGGAGCAGAAGAAGGCCUACGAGGUGCCGGAACUGCUCGGUGACAUUGGGGGCCAGAUGGGGCUGUUCAUCGGGGCCAGCCUGCUCACCAUCCUUGAGAUCCUAGACUACCUCUGCGAGGUAUUCCGAGAGAGGGUCCUGGGAUACUUCUGGAACCGAAAGCGCUCCCGCCAAAGGCACUCUGGCACCAAUCCGUUUCAGGAAGGACUGGGCAGCCAUCGAAACCAAAUGCCCCAUCUCAGCUUGGGCCCCAGCGCUGUGGCCUGCGUCUCGGCAGGCCCCCCACCCCUCCCUGUGCUGUCACCCGGACUCUUUCUGCCUCCCACCGCACCUGCUACCUUGUCACCCGGCUCUAGACCCGGCGUCUGUCUUCGGGGCUGCACCUCGGCUUCUCGGACACGCCCAGCCUGCAUAUGACUGCCAUCUUUACCCCAAAUAAAGCUGUAGUGCAUCAGCCUCAGCUGUUCCUCUUACAAGCAGACUAGUCAGGCGCCAGACCUCUGCCAGCGUCGCCUAGAGGACACGGUGCCUGAAAUGUGGGCAGGGUUCCAGGAACCUCCAGAAAUCUCUGGCAGAGCAGUCAUACAAGGGCACCAGUGAGAAAGAGUUCAUCAGACGAACGUCUCAGAGAAGGGAGCCCACAGCCAGGUGUGUGGGCAGAGAGGAGUCAGUGGCAGGGCAGUCCCAUUUGGGGGACAGUAAGGGAAUGGCUGGAAGGCUCUGCCCCAGAGCCUGGUGAACAAUGAAGCAGGCAGGGAGCAGACUCCCCACUCCGAGAAGAUCAUGACUCUCUCACAUUUGAACCCACUUCUAGCACGCUCACUCCAUCUCCAUGGGAACAGACCUCUUUCCCCAACCUCCCGCAACAGCAGAGGCCCCAACUUGAGAUGGUCAAGGAGGCCCUCGCUCCCCACUCCUGCCAGUAAGGACACACCCAGGCCCCGGCCACGCCUUUUCCCUGUUCUCUUUCUCUGCCCACCCCCCAAAUAUUAGAAAACUGACAAAUGAGGGAGCAGGGAGGGGGUAUUCCUGAUCUAACCACAUCUUUCGGUCUGUCCUAUCCCAGCCUGCAGGCCUAGGUAUGGGGGGACGGAGAGAGAAGAAACAGGGUGGGUACCCGUGGGACACAGAGAACCACAAGGAAAGGCUCGGACCUCCCCUCCGUGGAAGCCCACCCUUGCUCAGGCACCAGCUGCCUAACCCCUCGGGACUGUCUCAGGCAGAGGGAGGAUGGGGGUCACACCAGUACACAAGAAUGCGUGAGCGCAGCACUGCCCCUGAGCCCAGCCCCCAGCCUCAGGCCACUUAGAGAAGCACGGCAAGGACCGGACAGCUGGGUUGCGUUCCAGCUGGAAGCAGGG